AUGGCGCCCACAGCGAAAUAUGGCGCAAGGGCGCUGAGACUUGCAGCGACGCAGGCCCACGCCCACGCCUUCCCGAUUACAGGACCACCUCCGGUUCCGGCAAGUAUAAUUCGGACCGGGCCCUCUACUAUAGGUUUGAUCCAAAGACGCUUCUUGACGACCAUCAUGGCGGCGCGGAGCGAAAGUACCCACCACGUCGUCGUCGCCCUAGAAUCCUUCUUCGUCCCCGUCCCACCCUUCGACUUCCCCGCCGGCCACACGUACGAGCUGCGGGAGUACUCGCGGACGCGGCCCGACGAGGUCGCCGCGCGGAUCAGGGACGCGGACAUAGUCCUCGUCACCAUAGCGCCCGUCACGGCCGCCGCCUUGAGCGCCGACGCGUCGCCGCGCCUGAAGAUGAUCGCCGUCGUGGCGUCGGGGACGGAUAACGUCGACUUAGCUGCGUGCGGGGCGCGCGGCAUCGUCGUCGCGAAUACGCCGCAUUGCAAUACCGUGUCCGUGGCCGAGCACGCCGUCGCGCUGUACUUCGCGACGCGGAGGUCGCUGGCGCUGGCGCAUGCGCUGGUCCGCACGGGCGAGUGGCCGAAGAAGGGCUCGUUUAAGGACGCGCUUAAUGGCCCGGAUGGCAAGCCGCCGAGGACCUGUCGGGAUGAGACGUUGGGGAUCGUCGGUUACGGCGCGGUGGGGAAGGCGAUUGAGCGGACUGCUAGGAGCUUGGGUAUGAAGGUCCUAAUAUCGGGGCGAAAAGGGGUGCCCACGGCACCCGAAGGCCGCACUCCAUUCGAAACUUUGAUCCGGGAAUGUUCGGUCAUUGUACUGUGUUUGCCGCGGUCUCCCGAGACGUUGAACACGAUUUCGGAGGUCGAGCUUAAUGCGAUGAAGCCUUACGCGGUUAUAGUCAAUGUCUCGCGCGGGGGUAUUGUGGAUGAGAAAGCCCUUGUAGCCGGGCUUAAGGCGAGGAGGAUCGCCGGAUAUGGUACGGAUGUUUAUGAGACGGAGCCGGCCGGUUCUGAGAAUAGCCUCUUGGUGGGACCUGACACGGAUGGUCUCAACUUGGUCACUACACCGCAUGUCGCGUGGUGUGCGGAGGAUACGAUUGCUAAUUAUAACAGGGCGACGAAGGAGAACGUUGAAGGAUGGCUUAGGACUGGCCAACCGAAAUACCCGGUGUUAUAA
Molecule: messenger RNA, 1176 nt
Organism: Annulohypoxylon truncatum
Lineage: Eukaryota; Fungi; Ascomycota; Sordariomycetes; Xylariales; Hypoxylaceae
Exons: 2
Coding region: 1-1176 (391 amino acids)
Molecular function (GO): oxidoreductase activity, acting on the CH-OH group of donors, NAD or NADP as acceptor; NAD binding
Source: RefSeq, a predicted model, not a curated record